UUCACUUUAAUCUGAAUAAACAGAUAAAGAUUGAUUUACGUCUAAUUUAUGUCUUUAGGUGUGCAUGCAUGGUUUUCAACUGAUGGUUAAGUGUUUCUUACGACAUACGUUUCUCUUUAUUUAGGCUCUGCUGCUCCUACAGCUCUUUUUGAUGGGGCAAAAGAACACCGCGUUCCCUCUGCAGCUGCUGUGCUGAGGGAAAGCCACCUAUUUGAGAUGGCAGGCCGAAUGAUGGGUCAUUCUUUUCUGCAUGGUGGUUUUGGCUUCUCAGGACUUAGUUUGCCUGUGUUGACGCUGUUGACUGGUGGGAGCAUUGACACUGCAGCCUCAGCUCUGACCCUGGAGGACUGUCCUGAUACUGACUAUCGUGAAACAAUUGGUUUGCUCAAGAAUGCUGAACUUAGUGCAGCAGAGACCAGCAGAGUGACUGACCUUUGCCUGUCCUGGGAUCUUCCAUUACCAACCUCCACCAAUCACAUCUGGCUGUUCCAAGAGCUACUUUCACAUGCAGUACUUCACCGCAUUAAACAGCCAGUGAAACAGAUCCGGAAAGGCCUUAAAGAAACAGGAAUCUGGCCACUUCUUGUAGAUCGGUCAGAUGUCCACCACAUCAUUUUCCCAAGGGAGUCAAAGGAGGAGCUUGACCCACAGGUGAUCGAGAGUAUUACCUGGCCACAACCAAACUAUGACAGUGACGAGGACGGUGACGACAUUCCGUUGGAGAAAGUCAGUCUCGUCACUGGCUUCUUGAGGAAAUUCAUAGAGGAAGCAUCACCAGAGACGCUACAUGGGCUUAUGAAGUUUUGGACGGGGUGGGAAUGACCCACAGGAAGCCUCAGUGUUGAGGUCGGAACCCCAUGUUACCCAGUGGCUCUCACCUGCUUCCUGAAACUGAAGCUCCCAAGUCACUACCUCUCCUACACAAGCUUCCACCAGGACAUGAUGAUGGCCCUUGGCUCAAUCAGUUCAGGCUUUGGACUUGUAUAGAUGGGUGUGAAACUGCUGGUGCUUUUAGACAUUUGCCUUAUUUUUUUUUUUUUUAAGUUUCAUGUUUGUGUCAGCUGUAUAGGAUUCAUGUUAAUUCACUGCUGAUGUUAACAGUAUAUUUCCCAUUUUGUCAGAGGCAUAAUCUGUGUUCUUGCACAAGUUUGCAAUAUUGUUGUAAAAUUCAGUGAGGCUGAAGUGAUGUCUAGACUGAUGGUUAUUAUGUGUGUUCUGUGUUUAAGCU
Messenger RNA from Acanthochromis polyacanthus (spiny chromis), 1228 nucleotides. RefSeq lists its product as uncharacterized. The coding region runs from base 217 to 822 and encodes 201 amino acids. The transcript has 5 exons. Lineage: Eukaryota; Metazoa; Chordata; Actinopteri; Pomacentridae. The record is from RefSeq and is a predicted model, not a curated record. Gene Ontology annotation, molecular function: ubiquitin-protein transferase activity.